This is a messenger RNA of Paramuricea clavata, 6446 nucleotides long. Lineage: Eukaryota; Metazoa; Cnidaria; Anthozoa; Malacalcyonacea; Plexauridae. The record is from the annotation of a GenBank genome assembly.
GCAGCUUAUUCUGAUAUAGGGAGAAAAACCAAGUAAGAAGAAGAAGAAGAAAAAAAAGAAACAAGUUGAAAGUAUUGAAAAGGAAGAACAUGUAGAAACUGAACACAAUGAUUCAGGUCAAACCAUUGAAACUAGAGAUUUGAAUUCUGGUAAAAUAUGUAGUUUCAUCUAUCCACUAACUUAGAUGGUAUUGCUCACCCAUUGUUGACAUUGACCACUGCCAGACAUUUUCCAGCACUGGAUAUUCAUAUUGUUGAGAUGAUUUUAUUUAUAAAUCGGUGAUAUUUAGAUUUAGAUGAUGUCGAAAACGAAUGGACUUAUCUUGGUAUUCAUGCUAUGAUUGGAAAACGUCUGCUAGACUUGGGUUUCAAAGAUCCCACAACAAUACAAAAAGAGGCCAUACCUCCAGCAGUACAGAGCAGAAUGGACAUCAUUGGUGCUGCUGAGACUGUAAGUAUUUUCCCAGGUUGUAUAGAUUGUACCUCAGCAGUAGGCAUAGAGCAAUACACAGCAGUAGGAAGUAAGUGCCAGGGUAAAAUCACAAAGUAUGUAGGUGCAUUUGGGUGCAUUGCCACUCAAAGUGAUAUUAAAAGAUUCAUGGUUUCUGACUGGCUAACAGCCAAGUGUGAAAUAUGGAGUUUUGACAUAAUAAUAUUCAACAGAGUGAUGUCGUAAUGUUGAUAUGAAAAAGUCAUAUUCAACGUUAUGACGUCAUGCUGUGGAAAUACAACUGUGAAAUGUGGAAACAUGACCAAAACUAUAUAGAGCUACCUUCGGCCGUGUUUGCAAGUUUAAAGGAAACAACUUUUAAAAUAUAAAUAUGAGUAAUUUGUGAUGUUAAUUGAAGACAGCAAUAUCUGUAAUUCGAAAAUUAAAUGCUAAAAGUUGGUUUAAUUUAAUGUAAUAGGGUUCUGGAAAGACUCUGGCUUAUGGACUGCCAGUAUUGCAGAGAAUACUAGAAACAAAAUUGAAGCAAAAAGAUUCGAACAAGAAUCCAUCAAAAGAAGAUCAAGGAGUGCUUGUACUUAUCCUUGCUCCAACAAGAGAACUGGCAAUACAGGUGCACAAGAAUCUUCAAGAUGUGGCAAAGGCUGUGUCAGUUAAAGUAUGUAUUGCACACUAUUGGGACUGCAAAUUUAUGUUGUCAAUAGAUGGUACUGUUUAUUCCAUUCUUGCCCCCAAUGGCCUCAUUUUCAUGUGAUUAUUUUCUCAUGUUUUGUGCGCAAUGGGGCCAAAGCGAAACAUGGAGAUAUAACCUUCAUGUGCACCUGCCAUGCUAAAACAGGCAAAUAUGGAAACAAGGCUAUUAAGGCCUAUUUCCACCCAAGAAAAAUUUUCACAGACAGAAAAUAUCAUUAUCUAAAGUUGAAAAUUUUCAACUUCCAAAUUUUUUUCCGACAGAAAAUUUCUGUCAGCCAAUCAUUUUUUACAAAAUUUUCUUUCUGAGGAAAAUUUUCCUGAGUGGAAAUGUGUCUUUAGGGCAAAAGUGCAAUAAACUGUGGAGUUUAUUAAUUUAAUGAACAUUUAAAACUUCACCCUCCUGAAUAAUCUACAUGCAUUCCUCUGUCAAAUGAAUCUGCAUGCAUACAUACAUAAUUAGUUUGUGUAACUUUUGUUUUAGGCAGCAUGUAUAGUUGGUGGGAUGUCUGAAGAGAAGCAGCAACGAGUACUCAAGGGAUCACCUGAGGUCGUUGUGGGAACCCCGGGUCGUCUGUGGCAUCUAAUUGAACAGGUUUGCAUUAUCUUUCUCCAGGACAUAAAAUACCGUAAUAAUAUAAAUAUUGUCAUUUUAUAUAGGUACAUAAUUCAAUUAUUACUUUAGUACAAACUAUAAAAUGGAAAUCACAAGGGUCCGAAAGUUAUAUUUUGCACUUGGCCUCGAUGCAAGUGACCGUACCAAAAGUUGAGUGUACUCUAAACGGAUUUGAAACUAUAUUGAGGAAGUAAAAUUUGAAGAUAUUGAGGAAGUAAAAGUUGAAGACUGAAAUAAAUAUUUUUUAUUUGUGCAGGGUGAACAACAUUUAUCAAAUAUAAACAACUUACAAUCAUUGGUUAUUGAUGAAGCAGACAGAAUGAUCCAGGAAGGACAUUAUCAAGAACUGUCUUACCUAAUGGACAAGGUUAAUAACAGUUGUGAGUACUGUAAAUAAAUACUAAUAAUCAUAAUGACUUCAUUUAUCAAGCAAGGCAAGCAUUGCCCACAGCUUACUCUGCGGUCAUUUGUAAAUAACGCUUGGAAGUGCUUAAUACGUAACACAAUUUUCAGUCCAUCAAAAAUAUUAGGUUACUCGAUGCAAUGUGGGAUAUGUGUGGAUCAAAUAGGUGGGUUUCACUCAAGACGUAUACAAUAGGGAAACGCUUGGUGUUCAACUUUACACAUAUUGCCGCUUUAUGCCUUGUGGAAGCACUAUAAAAUAAUUAUCCGACAAUGAAAACAUAAACUUAAAGAUGCCCAGCUUUUUGUGGCAAGGCAACUCGCCCAAUCGGGCAAGCAAGAUAAAACGUUUACUUGCCCAUCAUGAUAUUCACUUGCCUAUUCACUUGCCCCGGGCAAGUGUUAAGUUACACCUCUGUUUGUUAGAGUGCACCCACAGCCCAACUUCAUGAAUUUAUUUUGAAAUCUUGUUAUUUCAGCAGAAAAGAUGUUGUCGAAGUUACAGAAAUUUGUGUUUUCUGCCACAUUAACCUAUUCUUCAACGUCCAAAAAGAAUAAAAUGGACAACUUUGGUAAAGUAUCAUUGCAGCUAACUUCAUUAGUCAUUAUCGUCCUGUAUAUUGCAAUGAAACCACAGCACGUUGAGUGUGAAAAAUUAUUUUAAUUAAAUAUUUUCCUAUUAGACACGUUGUUGAAAAAGAUUGGUUUACGUGAGAAAUCAAAAGUCAUCGACCUGACACGAAAAGGUCUGACAGUCGAGAGUUUAACUGAAUCUAAACUCAUGUGUUCUGUUCAGGAUAAGGUGAGCUCAGAGUUGAUAGAGUAAGGAGGUUAGGAAACUCGAUACAGUCAUAAUAUACCUUGUGUCUUGGUUUAUCCAAGAAAUGAUAAUAAUAAUGAAUUUUGUCUAUAUCACAAUGGUCUGUAGCCUUCACUCAGAAUGUGCCAGUCACCUUUUCACUUUUUUCUUCUAAGUGGGCAAGGUUGUUUAUAUUGAUUCUUAGUAAUCAUGUUUUCGUUCCCUGCUCUGGUUUAUAUAAAUGAAUACAAAGCCCAGUUGAAAACCUUUGCAUUUUUGUUAACAUCUAGGCAACUUUAUUUUUCAAAUAUUUUUUACAAGCUUGACCCCCAGUCUUAGGGACCCAGGCCGUUUUCCCUCGACGAUGCUGUAGUUCCCUCAGUGAUCAUUCAGCCUGCCUCGUUGAACUCGUGCCGCUCUAUGGCCAUCUCCCUCUUAGCACUCAUGCAGAUCUAUUUCAAGCACUUUUUCUGUUUAUAUUACAGGACGUAUAUCUGUACUAUUUCCUGAAGAAAUAUCCGAAGCGAACUCUUGUGUUUGUAAAUACUAUCGAUACUUUACGUCGUCUCUUGUCAAUACUCAAUCUCCUUAAACUGUCGCCACUAGCGUUGCAUGCUGGGAUACAACAGCGGCAAAGAUUAAAGAAUCUUGAUCGGUUAGUAUGUAAUUGUCUUUGUGUGUUACAAUUUUUCCUGUAGAACUUUCCAGAAUUAUGGACAACAUGAUAGAGUCCCGAGCUCUGAGAAAAAUUUAAAAUUGUGUGGACCCUGUAGACGACCCUCGCUAAAGUUUAAUCCCAUAUUGAGUCCUAAAUGUGGACCCUAUCGCAAAAGUUCGCGCUUCAUCUCAAACUGAGACUCCUGGAACAAACUUGUAUCAGGCCUUUUGUAGAUUUAAAAAGCUGGGUGACUUUAUGCGCUUAAAAUAUAACAAUUCAAGAUGGAUUUUUACGCGCUUUAUUCAUAUAGAUUCAAGUCACGCGAUGAUGGUUUGCUUUUGGCCUCGGAUGUGGCUGCGCGGGGACUGGAUAUAGAAGGAGUGCAACACGUGAUUCACUAUCAAAUACCAAAGAAUGCGGAGGUACUACAUCGUAUGAGAAAAUCACUUGCAAGAGCUGAAUAUCACUAACUACUCUUUUGAACACCCACUUACUAUUACAGAUAGUUACAAGCCAAACAACAAUUUAAAAUAGAAAUUCUGUUAUUUAAGGUUUAUGUUCACCGCAGUGGGAGAACAGCCAGAAUUCAAAACGAAGGCCUGAGCCUGCUACUUAUUAGUCCAGAUGACCUGCGGUCGUAUGAUAAAAUCUGGAAAAGUCUGAAAAAAGGUUAGUAAUUGUUUUUGCCUUUCACAAGUUUUUGUACCGACCUUUGCAUAUGUAUAGAAUAUGCAUGUGGCUUCGUUUGUUUGUUAGGGGCUGGAUAAAGCUGUUAUCACACCUUUGAUAAUCAUUCAAAAUGACAUUUCAAAGUUGAAUAAGCUUAGUUUGAUUCCUGUCCCAGGCACUUUGAUGUGCUAAGCGGUUGCGUGGCACAUGCGCGGGAAUUGAGGUGCCCCGCGCGCGCGUCACGCAGCAUCAAAACGCCUGGGUACGAGGCUGUAAAGUUCAUUCAAACGAAUCUUUUGUGGUCAGGAAAAGUUUUUGUGACACGAUUCAAACGGGCUGACUCAUAUGAACAGGCCCUACUAAGGUUUGCAUUAACCUUAAAUUUCACAACCAAAUUUUGUGUUAUUUCUAUAGACGAUGAACCCCCAGACUUUCCUGUGGACAUGGAAUAUUUAAACGAAAUACGAAAACGAGUAUCUUUGGCAAGAAUUAUUGAUAAAGAGGAACAUAAGUACGUUUAAAAAGUUUCAAGUACCCCCAACCAAACAGCGCGAGGCUUUUGGAUCAGAUUAAGACCUGCCAAACGCUUUUGACAAUUUACAUGAAAAUAGAAAAGGUUUUAUCUGCUGCAAGUUUCGUACAAAAAACUUGAAAGUCUCCGAUUUUGAAAACAAAAUUCAAAACCUUAAAAGACCUUGAAUUUAUAAAGAGUGCUUGAAAAUCAUUGGAUUCUUUUUUCUUUAGUUUUUAGAUAUUUUCUGAAAUUCGUUUAACAUUAAAAAAACAUUGGCGUUCUUCAAAUAAUAUACAAGAGCCUCUGCAUCGAUUUUAUUUCAGAUUUCGUAAAAAGAAAUGGAGCAAUGAUUGGUUUUUGAACAACGCCAAGGAAGCUGAAUUAGAAGUUGACGAAGAUUUGUAUCCUUGAAUGAUCAAAUGUGUUUCAACAAAUUGUUCAAAUAAAUAUAUGAGACGAAAUGAGGCUGACGACGAGGUUUUUGGACCCAUGCAAAUUUUUUAUCGGGAAAAAUUGGGGGGAAAAGACUUUUUAUCAGAGAAAACGUUUUUAAACGUUCUCUCUGAUAAAAAGUCUUUUUUCCCCAAUUUUUCCCGAUAAAAAUUUGCAUGGGUCCAAAAACCUCAUCGUUGACCUCAUUUCGUCAUAGAUUUAUUUGGCCAAUUUGUUGAAACACAUUUGAUAUUAAAAUAGAUUGUACUGUUUAUUGCACUUAUGCCCCAAUGGCCUCGUUUUCAUGUGGUUAUUUCCUCGUGUUUUGUGCACGGUUAGUUUAAGGACAAGCUUAGCUUGUGAUUGGGCUGAAGAUCAGAGAGAGUACAUAUUCAUGCAUGAAACAUGGGGAUAUAACCUUCAUGUGCACAACAGGCAAACUUGUGAUAAACAGGCAAACAUGGAAACGAAGCGAUUAGCCCAAAAGUGCUUGCAAUAAACAGUAAUAAUGGACAAAGUGAAGGAAGGCUUUCCAUAUAUAGUUAUCUAAUCUCAUGGUCGUAGCCUUGCAUUGCACUGUUCGUCCUUACUUGUCAAAAUUGUAACGAACAUUUAUCUUAACUUUGUGGCCAGAUUGGAAGAUUUAGGAGAUUCACGUGAACAGCAAGUCAGAAAAGACAAAUUAUCUGCGAAGAAAGGUAUAGAGUCCUGUAUGAGAGCAGUCCUUGACAAUGAUUCGGUUUCUUCUUUUCUUUAUUUGAUCCAACUUUUUCAAUUUUCAGCGGAGCUCAACACGCUCCUUGACGUACCACUGGCGUCUUCAGGAUUUGUUGGAAAAUAUCCAACAAAAAAAGGGAAAUUACAGACUGCUGGAUUACAAUGUGAGUUUUAAGAUUUGGAUCCUCUCAGAAUUCUGGAAAUAUUGCCUUAUAUUAUGGUUUAUUAUUAAAUUCCAGAUACCUCAGAUGUGAUAGAAAAUGCAGACACAUCAGGACAUAAAGCAGUAAAAGAGAUAACAAAGAAAAAGAGACAGAAAAAGACAAAAAACAAGAGAUAAUUAAGAAGUCUUGUAAAAAAUAAAGAUUUUCAUUUGUAACAACAAAGUUAUAAAAUUGCACAAGUUAGGUAUAUAGUGAUGUAAAAAUAAUUUUAGCUAUGAUAUAGUGUUGCGAUCUAAGCAGCGGAACAUAAAAGUCAUAUUUUUUUUAAGAGUUGCUUG